CAGAUGGGUGCCGCCUUUCAGGCCACUGUGAUCUGUUUGAUUUUACUUCAUGGAUGCAAUGCCGCUGCCCAAGAUGAUGAAUGGAAGUCCGCCACCGCAACGUACUCCAAAGAAACCGAAGGCUCUAUCAUCAUAGAAGGAGCUUGUGGGUACGGCGACCUUCACAGGAGCAGCUACGGAAAGUACAGCGCAGGGCUAAGUAGUAUGUUGUUCAACAGAGGGAGCACCUGCGGGAGUUGCUUCGAGGUGAGGUGCGUCGACCAUAUCCUGUGGUGCCUACAGGGAAGCCCAUCCGUAACUCUUACUGCCACCGAUUUCUGUCCCCCGAAUUACGGGCUUCCGGCUGAUUAUGGUGGGUGGUGCAAUUUCCCCCGCGCACACUUUGAAAUGUCGAAAGCUGCCUUUGCUGAAAUCGCAGAGAAAAGAGCUGACAUAGUUCCGGUCCAGUACAGGAGGGUUAAGUGUGAGAGAAGUGGGGCAAUAAGGUUUACCGUUUACGGGACAUCAUUCUACUAUCAAGUCCUCAUCACCAAUGUAGGAUCGGAUGGGGAAGUCGUUGGAGUCAAAGUGAAGGGAUCCAAGACAGGGUGGAUACCCAUGGGAAGGAACUGGGGACAGAAUUGGCAGUGCAAUCUCAACCUCUCCGGACAGCCUCUCUCGUUUGAGGUCACCACCAGCACUGGAAGAACAGUAACCUCCUACAAUGUUGCUCCACCAACCUGGAGAUUUGGUCAGACAUUUCAAGGAAAACAGUUCUAGUAUCAGACAGAUAUUUUAGGUAGUAUACUUUUACAAGUCAGGCGGUUAAUCGAACAAGAAAUGUCUACCCACGUGGAAGAUAUCACCUUGUAGUCAUUCACUUACCCAGGCAUAUCCUUGGGGUUAACAUCAUCGUUACAAGACGAUGAGAAUAUUUGAGAAAGACCUCAAGUUAUUCAUCCGGCUUAAAGAAGAGCCUUGAUGUUUCUUUUUUGCAAAA
This is a messenger RNA of Rhododendron vialii, 979 nucleotides long. RefSeq names its product expansin-A20. Gene Ontology annotation, cellular component: extracellular region. Lineage: Eukaryota; Viridiplantae; Streptophyta; Magnoliopsida; Ericales; Ericaceae. The record is from RefSeq and is a predicted model, not a curated record. The coding region runs from base 4 to 759 and encodes 251 amino acids. The transcript is spliced from 3 exons. Gene Ontology annotation, biological process: plant-type cell wall organization.